Molecule: messenger RNA, 1770 nt
Organism: Saccharomyces eubayanus
Lineage: Eukaryota; Fungi; Ascomycota; Saccharomycetes; Saccharomycetales; Saccharomycetaceae
Exons: 1
Coding region: 1-1770 (589 amino acids)
Source: RefSeq, a predicted model, not a curated record
AUGCAUUUUUUGAAUAAAAAAAUAGCGUUAAUUGAUGGAUGGCUGGUCGAUCAAGAUUUGUCUUGUUUAAUAAACCCGUCCACUCUGGUUGAUAAUGGAAUUGUAACUGAGCAGCAGUUCGAGGACUUGAUUGACCGCGGUUUGAAGAAUUGGAAUUCUUUAUUCAUUUCUGAAUCGGAUUUGUACUGUGAAAAUUCUAGUGAGCUGUUUCGACAUGUCAGUACCAAAUCUCAUUCUUUUCAUGAAUUAUCUAAUGGUUCAAUCAGACACUCAAAUUCCAUCAAGAGCCAGAAUCCAGGAGAUGAUGUACUGAAAACAUUUUCCCUGGAUUGUCAUUCUCUUACUUUAACCGAUGGUCGGGACGUGUACAUACACAGUCAUAUGGGCGGAAAUAAUGAUCUCAAAAAAUGCUUGAACACCGACCUAGUUUCACAAAGCAAAUACUACACCGCAAUUGCCUUUGAUACCAGGUCCUUUAUCGAAAUUGAAGGAUUUUUGAUUGACUUAAAGUCCCACAACUUUUGCUCUCUCUUUGAUAUUGAAUUUCAAAAGGAAAUAUCUGCGCCUGUUUGGCUAGGUCUACGAAGUAUAUCGUUUGCUAGCGUGUUUGAGAAGCUGCAAAUUUCAGAUUUGAAUUACCGAAUUACGGAUUGUAAAUCCCUAUUUUACGUUAUGCAUGAGAACGUAUACGUCAAUUUUCAGAAAAACGAACAAGGCAGCUACGUGUGCAAAAUUUGUGAGAGGGAAGUCGCCUCUAAUAUAGCCCUUCCAGUAUCGACAGUUGUGAAUGGCGCCGAAGUUGUUAAGUAUAUCGUACUAUCGGAAAAAAUCCAAGAUUACGGUCCAAGUUUACAUGAUCUCGAACGGGCCUUGGGGAAAGAAUCAUUUUCAGUGGACAGUAAACUAUCUCAGCAUUAUCCCUUAAUGGAAUGUGAUUAUUUUGAUUAUGAUGAAGAGGUGGAAACUCCUAAUAUUAUGUAUGUUCCCGGUUGGGAAAUAUGGCAACUGCCUACCAAAAUUAUGCAAGAUGUCUUAGAACCCAAAAUUUACCAUUUCGGAAUGCCCAAGCAUAUACAGAAUCUUCACAAUACGUUGUUGGAAAGAAUGCUACAGGGGGGCCAAUGGAAAAUUAAAAAGAUCAAAGAAAUAAUGGCGUAUGACCCCGAGUUAGCGAGCUUACUCGUCCCUGUCCUCCCUGAAUACGAAAAAUUGCAUAAAGAAGCAAUUCUAAUGAGCUUGAAAACCGGGUUAAGUACAUUCACCAAGCAAAUCCAUAAUGAGGUCAGAAACAAAGACGGAGAAUUGAUACCCAAUAUCAAAAUUAUGGAAAGACUACUAAUUGAUAUCAAAGAGGGGGUCAUGGUGAGCCCGAAGGAAGCCAAAUACAGAUUCGAGGAUAACAUCACGUUCAAGUAUAAUCUGUUGGAUUGGAGUGUAUUCAUUCUUAAAGAGCCACCAAUCGAAAUUUUCUCAAGAAAUUUGUUCGAUACAGUUCAAACAAAAAAAGUGCAUGAUAUUGGGACAAAGCUUAACGGUAGACGAUAUGUUGUUUUGAGUUUUGGAAAAUUUGGAACCAUAUAUUUAUACGAAGGAAAGGAUAGCAUGCAAACGUUUAAAACACCAUUGGUUGUUGAUAAAGCCGGAUCUCCAAGAAUUCGGUUCUACAUUUCGGAACUAAACGGAUUAUUAGAUGUUUCUGAACACUUGUCAAAUUUUGAAAUGCUGUGGAAAGCCAUCAAAGAGGCCGGUUCUCAAAACAAAUCAGACUAA